Aedes albopictus (Asian tiger mosquito) is the source of this 4014-nucleotide messenger RNA. It is a transcript of the gene CycB3, whose product is annotated as G2/mitotic-specific cyclin-B3. The record is from RefSeq and is a predicted model, not a curated record. Gene Ontology annotation, molecular function: cyclin-dependent protein serine/threonine kinase regulator activity. Gene Ontology annotation, cellular component: cytoplasm; nucleus; cyclin-dependent protein kinase holoenzyme complex. Gene Ontology annotation, biological process: mitotic cell cycle phase transition; regulation of cyclin-dependent protein serine/threonine kinase activity. The transcript is spliced from 6 exons. NCBI's taxonomy places the organism in Eukaryota, Metazoa, Arthropoda, Insecta, Diptera, Culicidae. Bases 802 to 2601 code for a protein of 599 amino acids.
GUGCGAUUAGAAGACGUCGCCGUCGUCGUCGUCGAAGCUUCAACGAACGCAGUGUUGUGUUUACUCGCCGGCAAAAUAACGAAAAAUAACUGUCGGAAAGAGGUGUUUUGCAAGCUGCAGCAACUGGCACGCGGUUUUGUUUGUUGAUAGAGAGUUAGUUUAUUUUGUUUAAUUUACUAAUUACUUUAGUCUAUGUUUAGUAAACAAAGUGUAGUUCAGUAGGAAGUGAGUACUUAUGUUAAAAAGGUUGGCGGCGCGACGAAAAGGAUCCGAAAUAGUGUCGCAGUGUUUGAGUCGGUAUAUGUUUGCUCCAUGUUUAACCACGGAUACGCAGUUCAUCAAAUCAGUGAAACAGUUUGAUCAAAGUGACCAGCGGGCUUAAUUUUUCCACGACAACUGACAGUUAUAGGAAAUCUGCAAUAUAUCCUUGCUAGUCUCCCUGUCCGGAAAGUGUGUACGUGAGAAGUGCAUUUAUAGCGGUUUUUCGAUCUGCAACUUUAUUAAAAGAAAUAGUGGCGUAUUUUCGAAGAUGCCGCCCUCCCAGUGAUGAAACAGCCUUAGGGAAAAAGAAAUCAAAUCGGAAUUAAAAAAUAAGUGAGCAAGAGUCGUUACUAUUUAUCGGGGGCGUGCAUGUGCGAGAGUGUAUUUGUGUACGUCUCAUACGGUGUGUGAAUAACGGAAACAAACGGUAGCGUGCUUGGACAUUGGUGCUAAUUCAAGUGGGAAAAAGGAAUAAUUGCUAUUGAUCGUGAUACCGUCUAUCGACCUUUGCUGCAAUCUGGCCACUGAUUUGGAACGCUAAUGGCUCCUACAAAACAAUCUGGGACUACUACGUUACUACCAAUGCUCAAGAAAUCUAUAACGACGAGAUCCAAAACGACAGCUCCAAAUCAAAACCAAAAUCCCGACUCGGAUCUCCAGCCGGCCCAGCGCACCAAGCGGAAAGCUGAGCACAGUCCGUUGAAAAAUGACCGGGGCGUGAAACGAUCGGCUCUAGGCAAUUUGACCAAUGCGGUUGUGCUUAAGGCGACGGACAAUGAUGUCGAGACGGGCAUCGGUGCGCUCAAAGCCGGCCACGGUAACACCAAAGGAGGAGUCAAAGAAACGACCAGCAUUAGCAAACACGCUUCGCAGAUAAUUCAACAAAUAGCUAAUAAUAUUGGACAUAAUCACAAAAACAAAACUGUUGUCAGCAAAAAUGUUACAGAAGUUUUCACCAAACCUGAUCCGGAUGGACCAAAGACUCGAGCGGCGACUAAAAUCCUGACCCGCGCCGCCAGCCGUCAGCAACUGACAGGGAAUAGUUCAAACGUCACUACUAGCAAUGGGCGGGGAAAGAAUCCUCUUUCGAUCGGACACCCGCUGAAGGCUGGAAUUUCGGCUGUGACCAAAACCAUAGUGAAAACGAAGGAGACUACCUUUGACGGUGGUAAUAAAUUGCAAACGACCGCCUUAGCACCAGCUGCAGCCACUGCCCAGCAUGGGAAAGCGCCAAAACGGCGGAUAUCUAACGAAUUUGAAAAGACUGAAGAUAGCUUGUAUGUGUCGGCUCUGGAAGACAUCACGUCCAGUGGAUCGUUGCGGUUAUCGGAGAACUUCGGGACUUCUAGGUUAAGAACUCCGGAAGAGGAAGACAAGCGAAACACGAGAGAAGGCUCGGUUUCGCCUAAAAAACGAACCCCCGAGGGAAUCGAAGAUUACGAUUUAUCGAACUGGAACGACGUGUUUCAGGUGUCGCACUAUGCGCAGGACAUAUUCGACUACCAGAAAGAUCGGGAAGCGCAGUUCGUCAUUCCGGACUACAUGCCCACGCAACCGCACAUCAGCAAAUGGAUGCGGGCGCUGCUGGUCGACUGGAUGGUUGAGAUUCAGGAAUCGUUCGAGCUGAAUCACGAAACGCUGUAUCUGGCGGUGAAAAUUGUUGAUAUUUAUCUAUCUCGAGCGGAGGUUCAGAAGGAUUCGCUACAACUGCUGGGUGCUGCCGCGCUGUUUAUCGCUUCGAAGUAUGAUGAACGAGUCCCGCCAACGGUGGACGAUUUCCAGUACAUCUGUGAUGGCGCCUACCAACGGCGAGAGAUGAUCCUCAUGGAGAUCAAUGUGUUCAAAACCAUCGGGUACGAUCUCGGCAUUCCGUUGUCGUAUCGAUUCUUGAGGCGCUACGCUCGCGUCAAUCGGAUUGAUAUGCAGGUGCUGACGCUGGCCCGGUACAUUUUGGAGUUUACAUUGAUGGACUAUGCCAUCGUUGGCCUGCGGGACUCGAAGCUGGCCUGUGCGGCAUUGUUUAUCGCUAUGCGGAUGAACGAUAUGCCAGGCUGGAACAGAGCACUGGAGUUUUAUUCAGGUUACAAAGUCGAGGAUUUCGCCGAAAUCGCUAUCCUGCUGAACAAUAUCAUGACGCGGAAACCGAAGGAAUCGCUGAACACCGUCCGCCACAAGUACUCCCACGAGCUGUUCUUUGAGUCGGCAAAAAAGCAAUUCAUCACCGAUCUGACCAAACUAUUCGACACUACCGGCUACCAGCUUACGAAUGGCAAAACAUCCACGGCGACCGCAACGCGAUCUCACCAUGCUUCUUCGACGGCGACAACAACCAGUGUGUAAAGCCGUGUGUGUGUCCAGUAGUACUGCUCUUUUGCGUUCGGCUGGUCACACCGCACCAACAAACGCAAACAGUGCUUGAAAGGUACGCUUAGGAUGCGCUAUGAGGGGUAUAUAUUUCACGAGAAUUUUACUGUUUGAAAGUGGGGCCAGUCUGGCAGCGUUUUCUAUACAGUCCAGUGUCCAAGCACUAUCAAGUUGUACGCAAAACAAAUUAGGGGAAACCUCCGAUGUAGCUAAUCGAAAAAAUGAGAAACAAUUCACAAAUUUAUAUUUUGAGUGCGAUCUUUACAACUGUAAAAUAUGUUUAUUAGUACGAAAAAGAGAAAUUCGUUUUAAAAUUUAAAAAUUUUGUUUUCUUUGGUUAUAUUUUUCUUUUGUUUAUUAAUUCUUCUGUUGGAUUUUACUCCAAAAAUCUUUAUAAUUUCGAAGAUACCAUAUCAAGAUGAAUUACUCUUAAUUAGUCAUUGUUUAGGCUGGACCAAGCAAUUUCUCGGCCGCAGACAAAUUACCGGAAGGAUUGUUAACAUCUAUAGAGCCGAACAUGUUUUAGAUUUAGCCCUUUCUUGUAUUACAGAGCCAUCAAAUUGCUCUUCGAUGAUAUUGACAUCCAGUGAUCUGAGAUAGUUAAACCGAAACAUGAAACUCCAUCACUAAACGGCACGAAAAUUGUAUUAAAUUUCUUGCAACAGCGAGAACCUACUAGAGAUAUGGUAUCAGUGACUUUGUUUUGUACUCUAAAACGUUUUCUCUCUGUUUUCGUUGGAAUCGGAACACGAUCGUGGCGUACUUCAGGGAUUAUUAAAAAAAACAGCAAAAUCAAUCAAUCAAAUUAGGAACAAAUCGCUAAAACCUAUGGAUCUCGAAAUUGAAUUUAUUUCAUCAAAAAAAAAAAGGAAAAAUCUAAAAUGAGGGCAUAUUUUUCGAUUAGUCAAUUUUCUUCGAACCGGAAACUAAUAACUUUUGUGCUAUUCUAUGUAAGCCGCGCGGGAACCGAUCGAUCGGAUAAGCAUUUACACAGUAGGGACAUGUUAUAUUUAUUUGUAUAAGAAAACCCCACCUUUUUCUAUCGUUUUAUCAAUUUGCCUAGUGUCUGCCGUUUGUGUAUAUUAUGUGUGUGUCCGCUUUCACCUUUUUUCGCUCGAGUUAGGGAAUUCCGAAAUUGUUAACUCCAAGUGGCCAACAUACCGUACGUACAACAAGAUCGGCUCUGAUGAGAUAAUGAAAAAAAUCCCAUCACAGCUGGGAACGAAGUGAAGGUGGACUUGUUUUUUCGUAUGAUCAAGACAACGAAAUGUUACGACGGGGUAGGGAAAGGCAUCUUCUAAGUUGCAUUAUAUGUUAGUACAUAACAUCCAGCGCCAUUUGUCAUACAAGAAACCACCAGCCAAAUAAAAGCACUUGAUUUCACUUUUA